AUGAAGUUUGUUCAUCCGUGUUUGCCGCAACAACCGAACCGCGACCCACCCAUACCACACCACAACCGCGACCCACGACCUGCCACUCUACUGCGCCCCACCGCCCUCACUGCACCCCACCGCCUGCACGACCUGCACCACUGCACCCCACCACCUGCACCACUGCACCCCACCACCUGCACCACUGCACCCCACCACCUGCACCACUGCACCCCACCACCUGCACCACUGCACCCCACCACCUGCACCACUGCACCCCGCCACCUGCACCACUGCACCCCGCCACCUGCACCACUGCACCCCGCCACCUGCACCACUGCACCCGACGACCCACACCGCUGCACCGUGGAUCGCUUGGACAGCUUGCGCUUGCUGCUGGAGCUGCGCACCGACGUCAACGCACGAAACGAGGCCGGAGAAACUGCCCUCCUGGCGGCAACGAGGUGCAGUCGCAUCUGCGCUGUGACCCUACUGCUUAUGGAGCGGCAAGUUGAUGUCAAUGCCCACGACCCGCGGGGCGACUCAUCCCUGCUCCUGGCAAUCCGGAACAAACAUCGGGAGAUCGCCCUCAAGCUCUGCGAAAGCCACGCAGAUGUCAGCAAGCCGAACAAGAGCACAGGCGACACACCGGCUCUACUUGCUUACAGCGAGGGCCAGAUGGACAUCAUGCACAUGCUGCUGGCCAAGCGAGCGGAUGUCAACAUUCGGCUGCGCAGCCGGGACACACCUCUUCUGCUGGCUGUGCGGAAGAAUGAGCCCAGUAUGGUCCAGCUGCUAUUUCAGUAUCGCGCCGACCUCAACACUGCAGUACUGCUUGCCUCGAGCCUUGGGCGAGCAAGCAUCCUCAUCGCUCUGCUGCAGCUUCGUGCAGACCCAGGAACACUCCGCUGCUUCUGGCGCUUCAAAAUGGCCAGCCGGACGUUGCGCGGGCGUUGUGCGAGCAUCGUGCAAAUCUGA
This is a messenger RNA of Symbiodinium natans, 957 nucleotides long. NCBI's taxonomy places the organism in Eukaryota, Dinophyceae, Suessiales, Symbiodiniaceae. The record is from the annotation of a GenBank genome assembly.